UAGAAUAUUAGUGAUUAUGUAAAUUGUAGGCUUCAAGGAAAUCUGAAAGAUAUUGUAAUCUUACUGUGUAUCUACUUAAAAAAAUCACAGCAUAAUUUUUAUCAGUCUUCUUCAGUUACUGAGAGAAUGGCAUUAGCGGUGUCAUUUUGUUAUCACAGAGAAAACCAAGUAACUGUUUGUCAUCUUUCACUGACACAUAUUACCUGUCAUUAAAAUAGUAUUGAAAAGUAUUGAGAUACAGUAUUAAUGUAAUCACUUUAGUGGAAAACCGUAACAAAAGUGAUUUAAUUUUUUUCUCAUCACCAAGUUCUGACACAGAAAAAACUAACAGGCAUAUGAUAAUGGUCACUAUAAAACAUUAAACUCAGGAAAAAUAAAAAAUAUUUAAAUUCUAAUAAGCAAUGCAUUUACUUUUACUGGUUUUCAAAAUGGAGAAAAUGAGCUAAUUAAACAAGUCUGCAUUUUGAAGGGACAUUUUCCGUUACAUAACAAGAAAAGUAUAAAAUUAAGUAUAUUAUAUACUAAUUCUCAUAACCCAACAGAUACAGCUGUGCUUUAAAAACACAGAGAAAACGUAAUUACCUAAUUUAGCUUGGUAAAAGCUACUUUUUCUUGGCUUUUUGCCCAGAAUAUGCUUAUUUCUUCUGCAAAAAACACUAUGGCAAACUCUAAAAAAGAAAAGGAACAUGUUGCAGAGAACAUAUUCAUUAUAAAUACAACAUACUUAAGGAUUGCUGCCUUCAGUAAUCAGUAAUAGAAAUUCACAUUAAUCUGUACAAAGAGAAUAAUACCUUGAUAGUAAAAAAAUUUUAUUGACAAAACAGGAGCAGGCAGUCCUGGCCUGAGAGCCAGGUUUGAACACCAUUGUGGAAAGGAUCUCCUGAAGUCCUGAGAAUCUGAAUUUUCACUUUUAGUUUUAUAGAAAUCAGUGAGAUAACUACUGACUAAAACUUUGUAGAACUUUUUGAAUGUCAACAUAUUAAUACAAAAUAUUCAAAAGGUUCUCUUAAGAAGAUAUUUUUUCCCCUUGUACAUCCAAGAAGAAACUCUACCAUCUGACUGACCUAUAUAAUGGUCUACAGCUGGGGUAAUACUGCAGUGGAAGAUUAGCUAAUGCAGAAAACAAGAGCCCUUAGAAUUUCUGGUUUUGUCUGCUGAGGUUGAACGUUUCAGAAACGUCCAUCAAACUUUCAACUUUUACAGUGAUUCAGGCACAAGCCUUUUAGCCUUUUUUUUUUCCCAAUCACAGAACGGUAGGGUUGGAAAGGACCUUUGGACGUCAUCUAGUCCAACUCCCUGCUAAAGCAGGUUCACCUAGAGCAGGUUGCACAAGAAUGCAUCCAGGCGAGUUUUGAAUACCUCCAGAGGAGGCUCCAAAACCUCUCUGGGCAGCCUGUUCCAACGCUCUGCCACCUUCAAAGUAAAGAAGUUUUGCCUUAUGCUGAGACGAAAUUUCCUCUGUUCCAGUUUCUGCCCGUUGCCCCUUGUCCUGUUGCUGGGCACCACUGAAAAAGAGUCUGGCCCCAUCCUCUUGACACCUGCCUUUAGAUAUUUAUAUGCAUUGAUGAGACCCCCCUCAGUCUUCUCUUCUCAGGCUAAACAGACACCCAUGUUUUUCAGCCUUUCUUCAUAGGAGAGGUGCUCCAUUCCCCUGAUCAUCUUUGUAGCCCUGUGCAUCUUUGUUGCUCUAAUGCACGGCAUAACUUGUAAAAGGACUGAUAAAGGUACAUAUGUUAUUUAUAAAAAAAGUCAUAUUCUAUCGCCACCUUUGGAGUCAGUUGUAAUGGGACAUAUAGCCUAAACCAUCAUAUUUUCUGUUUCUUCAUGUAGUAUGGAAUAUGAAAAUUACUGGUGUACUUUCCAGUGCCAUAAUGCUAAAACUUUUUCAUUCUGUGCCUUUUAAUGCACUGUUCAUUAAAUAAGUAUCUAUUCUAUUAGAUACUGAAACUGUUUUGUCCACAGAAUAUGUUCAGUAGUGAAAAUAACCAGUUAAGUUUCCCCAGUUCAUCACACUAUAGUAUGUCAUUCACAACCUGGAUGCUCCGCCUUAGUUUUUGCCACUUUACACCAUGUCUUCUCAGCACCUUACAGCAACUGCAGAGCGGACUGCCCAAAAGCUUAUCUUCUCCUUCUAUCCAGACCUGGGAGCGGUUAGAUUUUCACUGUCCAGUCAGUUCUCGAUUCAUUUUCUGUGAUGAUGCAGAAGACUGGCAAGUGGUGCCAACUAAACAUGCCGCUGCUGGUGUUUUGAGGACACAGCCUGAGGCACCGAGCCCAAGGUCACCACGCAGGCAGGGCGAGCGACCUCAUUCGGCCUGCAGAACCAAAGGCCAAGAGGCAAAGGCUCCACCCUCGGCGCUGCUCCGAGACCGGCAUCAGUCGGUGAUUCCAGUGGCGUCGGGCUUCCGUGACCAGCCCGUACCGGUUGAAAGAUGGACGACGAUGACUUUGGAGGGUUUGAGGCAGCAGAGAGUUAUGAGUUCGGAAAUGGUGAAAAGCAGACUACAUCCCCUGCUAUUGCUUGGGCAGCAUUUCCUACAGUGUCUGAAGUCCGUAUAUCUCCUGAUGUUCUUCUGGAGCACUCUGUGCCUUCUUCCUGCCUCGUUUCUUCUGACUCAUUCAGUUUAUCAGGUGAUAACGUGGCAACAGCUAUUCAAACAGCCAACAAUGUUACAAAGCCAGCUGUUAUUGAAGAACAGAUUCAAGCAGAUAUUCCAGUUUCCUCUUUGAAUGUAAUUGAAGACAAGACUUUAGUUACAUCAGCCAUUGCUUUGGUUGAUGAUGAGACUCAGAGAACAAAUGAAACAAAGAGCUACCUUCAACAAGCUGUUGCAAACCUAGAAAUCAAGCUUUGUACUGCUGAAGAAGAAAAAUUAAAAAUUAAAAAGGAAUUAGAAUAUUUACUGGAAAAACAUAGUAUUCUUGAAAUGGAUUUCUUGAAAGAAAAAAAAGAGAAAGUGAUUUCACAUCAAGAUCAUUACAAGACGCUCCAGGAAAAGCAUAAGCAGGAGUUAGAAGACAUGAGAAAAACUGGACAUGAAGCCUUGAGUAUUAUCGUUGAAGAAUUCAAGGCACUGCUACAAUCUACAGUUCAACAGCAAGAAGCAGCUAUUGAAAAACAGUAUAUACUAGCAAUUGAAAAACAUUCUCACAAAUGUGAAGAACUUCUUAACGCUCAGCAUCAGCGACUUCUCAACAUUUUGGAAGAAGAGAAGGAAGUGUUAUCAGAAAAAAUAGAAGAAGCUUUGAUGCAGCAGUCAAAAAAACACAAGGAAGUGCUUGACAAAUGUUUGGAUGAAGAAAGACAAAGAAGUAAGGAGGCUGUGGCAGCUGCUGCAAAGGUUGAGAGAGAAGUAGUGCGGGAGGCUGUACUGAAAGCAGUAGAGGAGGAGAGGAGAAAUAUGGAGAAGAUCCAUGCAGAAGAAAGAAAAAUGUGGGAAGCAGAACGUGACAGACAUAAAGAGAAGAUUGCCCAGGCUGUUUGGGAAGCAAUGGAAGAUCAAAGAAAGCAUAAUCAAGAAAUUGUCAAGGAAGCAUUAAUGGAGGAGCAAAAACGAAAUGAAAAGGCAAUUGAAGAAGCAGUGAAAAGGACAAGAGAGGAACUGAUGGAAUAUAUUAAAGAGCAGAAAAGGGUGCUUGCUGUUUGCCUCUGGUAAACAUGGAUGCUGCACUAGAUGGACAUUGGUCUGACAUGUAC
This is a messenger RNA of Chroicocephalus ridibundus (black-headed gull), 3697 nucleotides long. It is a transcript of the gene CCDC91, whose product is annotated as coiled-coil domain containing 91. Bases 2433 to 3656 code for a protein of 407 amino acids. Gene Ontology annotation, biological process: Golgi to lysosome transport. The record is from RefSeq and is a predicted model, not a curated record. The transcript has 13 exons. Lineage: Eukaryota; Metazoa; Chordata; Aves; Charadriiformes; Laridae. Gene Ontology annotation, cellular component: trans-Golgi network.